This is a messenger RNA of Phytophthora nicotianae INRA-310, 825 nucleotides long. RefSeq lists its product as hypothetical. The record is from RefSeq and is a predicted model, not a curated record. Bases 1 to 825 code for a protein of 274 amino acids. Gene Ontology annotation, molecular function: hydrolase activity, hydrolyzing O-glycosyl compounds. The transcript is spliced from 2 exons. NCBI's taxonomy places the organism in Eukaryota, Oomycota, Peronosporomycetes, Peronosporales, Peronosporaceae. Gene Ontology annotation, biological process: carbohydrate metabolic process.
AUGCAUUCACAAACGCCUCAAUGGGUCCAGGGUCUCAAUAAGGAGAAGAUGCUCAGUGCGUUGAAGAACCACAUCACCAAGGUCAUGACGCACUUUGGAGAUUCGUGCUACGCUUGGGACGUCGCCAACGAAGUCAUGGGCGACAACGCGCAGAUGCGCGAUUCGUUCUGGUACAAGACGACGGGCAUGGACUUCUUAAGUACGGCUUUCAAGACUGCCAGCGACGUUAAGAAGUCACUCGGUCUCAAGACGAAGUUGUACUACAACGACUACAACACCAACACUAUCAACGCCAAGUCCACGGCUGUAUUGAACAUGGUAAAGAAGCUGAUGGACCAGGGGGUCCCCAUUGAAGGCGUUGGCUUCCAGUCCCACUUCCAGCAUAAUGACAAGUCAACUGUUGCUGACCAAGUGGCGAACAUGGAGCGCUUCACUGCUCUCGGAUUGGACGUUGCGCUUACUGAAGUUGACGUAACGGCGAGCUCUUCUUCGCCUUCCGCAGAGGAGCAAAAGCAGCAGUUCAACGUCUACAAGAACACUGUCGCUGCUUGCAAGCAGGUGAAGCGAUGUGUCGGAGUGACGAUCUGGGGCUACGACGACAACUACUCGUGGCUCAGCACCAAGUCGCCGCUGCCGUGGUACCAGCCAGGAGGAGCAAACUCGGCGAUGGUGCGCAAGUCUCUGUAUGACGGCAUUGUCGCUGGCUGGGGCGGAGCUAGCGGAGCGAAGAAUUCGACGCAGUCAACUGGGGGCUCCAACGAGCAUAGCUAUGACUUUGGAACGAACGUUAACAACAAGCCGGGAGUGGUGAAGCCUUCAAACUAG